Molecule: messenger RNA, 2019 nt
Organism: Cherax quadricarinatus
Lineage: Eukaryota; Metazoa; Arthropoda; Malacostraca; Decapoda; Parastacidae
Source: RefSeq, a predicted model, not a curated record
UUUUCUCUCAUUCUCAUAUCAACGUUUUCUCUCGUCGGCCAUAAACCUGCCGUUGUUGUUGCUUGGUCUUGCACCCGCAUCCUGGCAAUACCAGCUACGCCUUAUUUUCAUCUUUUUCACGAUGCUGAUUAUCGCACAAUGCCUAUGAGGGGGUUGAAAGUACAUAAGCACUAGGAACAGCAACAGCAGAAGCAGCAGUAGUAGCAGGAGCAGCAGCAGCAACAACAACAGCAGCAGCAGCAGCAGCAGACAUAGCAAGUUGGACAUCCCGCUUGGAGAGAAGGCGCCACCACUGUCGCAGCAUGCAACCUGCGCCCAGCAAGAACCUGCUGCCUGUUGUGACUCGUCUCUAUCGUGCCAUCUGACGCCUGUCUUUCCAAAUGAGCGAGACGAAAGAAGAAGCUCUGUGCAACAACGCGCAGAACCACCGGCAACAGCUGCUGAACCACCAGCAGGAACUGGAGCGAGAUCUGGAGGCCGGUUCCUGUGCUGACGAGGAAGACGACGAAGAGGAAAAUACCGAUGAAGGGGAAGAGGGUGAAGCAGGAGAGGGAGAGGAAGGUGAGGCCACAGAAGAGAAGCCCAAGGCUGUCAUACCUCCCCUGUACAACGUCGAGCCUGGCUGCACAGCCCUCAGCUGCUACUCCGCCAUUGCCACCUUCAUCGUCAUGGUUCUUGGCAUCGUCGCUCUGUUAAUGUACUCUUCACCACCCGAUGCUAAAGCCGAGAAUCUAGUCUUCGACACCGUCAAGGAAGCUACUACCCCACCCACCAUCACACAGCCAGACAACAGCACGUAAUAUCCCCCUUCCCCUUCCUCUCACAGUCAUUGACCAUAGUUAUCGCUGCCUCUUCUGCCGUCAUGGAUGUCAGCGGUUCUUAUUCAUUUCAUGUUAAUGGACUUUGGUUUAUACCUGUAUCACGCAUCAUCCUGUUACCAGUUGUUUAUAUACAACAAUUCUUUUUUUUAUUUAACUGUUUAAUUUGUAUCACCUCUCAUCCGUUUCCUUCAUUGUAAAACCUUGAGGUUCGCUUUAUAAUCACCAUCAUAUAAAAGGUCAUUGUUUACGAUGCGUCUUUUCCAUCCAUCAUCCUGUGAAGAUAUUUAUCAACACUCGUUUCUGGUUUCUAAUUUUUUUUACAAGCUGUUUAUCGGCCUUUUUGGUUUUCCUUAUGUCUGUUGUUAACUGUCUACCAUUCAAUAUCAUCUUGGUUUCACUGGGAAUGGUAUUUUGAAGAGGCGAAAACCCCACCCUCAACUUCACCUUGGUCAUCUUAACUUUGCUUUGUAAGGUAUUCCUGAUCAUGUAAAUCCUAGGACACGAUAAUGGUCCAUUUUUUUCAUACUGGGUGAAAAACGUACCAUCCCAUCUUAUGAUGUGGUAUAUAUUUUUUUUUUCGUGGUGAACCAGUGAGCCAGCGAAACUUCUCAGUCAGAUGAUCAAAAGCACAGCAAUCGUCUGACCAAGACCAACUUCAGAUUGUUCUCAUUUCUCCUUACAAACAAAUAUACCAUCAACGUCCUCUGUUCGUCAAAAUUCCUCAUUUGUUAUAUAUUGGGAUGUCUGAAUAAAUACUACUAAUUGUAUGUAAAUGAUAAUAUUGGAGAAUGACACUUGGAUACAGUGGAUACCUCACUAAGCACAACGUCUCGACCACAUGGAUUUUAACAAAUCACUAAGCGAACCUCCUUGGAUAUUAAAGGGUUUCCACUGUAGAAUGUGUCACUUACUCCACCUUGUUGGGAUUACGUUACUAUGGUAGUAUCGUGUCAUGGUCUUUAGGGUUCCCACCCAUCCCCUCCCAUUCUUCCAUAAUAUAGAAUUUGAUGCCACUAUAUAACUGAAUAGUUAAGUUUCUUACCCCUUCUCUCUCCGAGACUUGACUGAGGAUCAGCGAGUAAGGUGACCUAAGCGUCGUUCUAAGCUCUCUCUUUACGUUAUUUUUUUACGAUAAUUGUUUAGUUAACAUAAGUGCAAGUCUAUGUGCAAACGUUAUAUAUAUAUAUAUAUAUAUAUA